UAAUUGACAAAUUAAAAUAAAUAAAACAUUUAUUUAAACAUUUUGUUUAGAUAGAAAUAAUUUGAAAUAGCGAGGAACGGUUUGGCGGCUGUUCUUGUCUGCAGACUUUAAUACGAAAGGAACAAUAGGAAAUUAUUUAAUUAUUAAUAAAAAGUAGUGCUAUCAUACAAACAUAUGGAAUAAUUCAUAAGAUAUUCGGAAAUAAUCUGCAGUGUCCAUCUUUCAUCGCGAUUACAUGAUGAGUGCAAAGGAUUCUAAUACGGCUUUCACAAUAAGCACUUUUAAUUUAACAUGUAAUAUCAAAGAAACAAAAAGACUUGACGAUGAAUACGAUCCUUUCGUUUAUCGUGAUCAGAAAUCGGGCACUUCCACAAGAGAUGCUUUUUUGCAUCUUUUAAAGAGCUCUUUAGGUACUGGCAUUUUGGCCAUGCCAAUGGCUUUUCUUAACGCUGGAAUAGUAUUCGGAUUAGUUGGUACUCUGUCCGUGGGUCUUCUAUGCACCUAUUGCGUACAUAUUUUGGUGCAAACUUCACACGGUAUUUGCCGUAAGAUACGUGUACCAUUUUUGGGUUUUGCUGAAACCGCUGAAAAGGUGUUCCAACACGGACCUCUAUCUCUUAGGAAAUGGUCAAAUUUUGCCAAGCAAUUUGUUGACGGUUCAUUGAUGGCCACUUAUUAUGCCGCCGCUUGUGUUGACAUUGUUUUCAUAGCGACCUCGUUUCGUGAUGUCAUCAAUUGUGAUUUAGAUCUUAAUUGGCAAAUACGGUUUUAUAUCGCUCUGACGCUAAUACCAUGCUUGUUUAUUGGACAGAUACGGGAUUUAAAAUGGCUUGUACCAUUUUCCGCCAUAGCCAAUUUGUUCGUUAUAGUCACUUUUGCAAUUACAUUGUAUUAUAUGUUCAAUGAGUCGUUGGUGUUUGAUGAUAAACCAUAUAUAGCUAAAGCAUCACAAUUACCGUUAUUCUUUGCUACUGUGAUAUUUGCUAUGGAAGGUAUUGGUGUGGUUAUGCCUGUCGAAAAUUCCAUGAAGACACCGCAACAUUUUCUGGGUUGUCCGAGUGUUUUAAACAUGGCUAUGCUGAUCGUUGUUACCUUGUAUGCAACAAUUGGUUUCUUCGGUUACAUCACCUAUGGAUCGGAAGUACGUGGCAGUAUUACUUUAAAUUUACCCUAUGGUGCACCUUUAGCUGAUGCUGCUAAAAUAUUAAUGGCUCUAGCGAUACUCUUCACUUUUGGCUUGCAAUUCUAUAUACCGAACGAUAUUUUGUGGAGUAAAAUCAAGCAUAAAUUUGAUCCGAAAAGUCAUAAUAUCGCACAAAUAUUACUAAGGACAGGUAUUAUACUGAUAAGUGGUGGUGUUGCGGCAGCCAUACCGAAUCUUGAACCAUUUAUUAGCUUGGUGGGUGCAGUGUUCUUUUCAUUGCUGGGUAUUUUCGUACCCAGUUUUGUUGAGACCGCCUUUUUAUGGCCCAAUCACUUAGGUUGCUUUAAAUGGAAAUUAAUUAAAAAUGUUAUUCUGUGUAUUUUAGCAAUUUUGGCUUUAAUUGCGGGAGCUACUGCCAGUAUUAUUGAAAAAAUAAACAUAAACAACGAUGUUCCAGAAAACAUUGCACAAUGUCAUGCCUAUGAGUAGAAAUGUGCCUGGAUCUAAUUAGGUUUUUUCUUUCAUUAUACUAGUAUAUCUUUUUUAAGUAAAAAGUAUCUUCAGACAAUCAAGUGCAAUUAUUGUACUUAAUAAUAGAGGCUAAAAAGUUCUUGAUCUUAUUUUAUUUAUAAUACAAUGCCGCAUAACUCUUUGAUCAGAUAACGAUUUCUAAUCGUUAAAUCUCAAGCUUACUGAAUCACGCUUGCAGUCUUGGUUUGACGUGGAUCGACUAGCAAAAAAUAUACAUAGGAUUAGAAGUAAGCACAAGGUGAGCUCCCGUACAACUUGAUCGUUUAGAUUUGAGUAGAACGAGAGAAAAAAGCCCAUAUGAACAAAUAGAUAAUCAUGUAUUGUUAAAAUGAUUAAUUGUGCGGAAAUUUUCAUCGAAUGCGUGUCUAGUCGAACUUCAUUUUCAAUAAUUUCAGCUAACGGAAAAUUAUGCCGUCACGUCAACACGUAAUAGAUGUAACCCCAGCAACGAAUGGCUGCGGAGACGUUAGUGCCAGAUAAAAUGCUUACUGAUGGCGUUGAUCAAUUACCUGAGUUACUCAUCAAUGCGUGUGCUUUGCAAUGCUUGAUAUUCUCGCUUCUGAUGAAACACGUGACCGAAUGAUAUUAUUUUCUUGUUGAGACCGUUUUGUGAAUUACGUUUCGAAGCCUUACUUAUAAAUUUGUGACAUCGCACACACUUUCGCGUAGACCUAUACUAUUUGCUAUUCCCAUUAAACGUUUUACGCACUCGAAUAUUUUUUAAAUUUGAGGCCAGUUUAGUGAAAAAAUUUGUACACAUUAUUAAAGUGAUGCUUGGCUAAGAGAACCAGAGACAACAAAAUACAUAGAUUCUCCAACAUUUUGUUCAAAAUUGAGGCACUUUUUCCUCA
Messenger RNA from Glossina fuscipes, 2526 nucleotides. RefSeq names its product proton-coupled amino acid transporter-like protein CG1139. The record is from RefSeq and is a predicted model, not a curated record. The transcript has 6 exons. Lineage: Eukaryota; Metazoa; Arthropoda; Insecta; Diptera; Glossinidae. Gene Ontology annotation, molecular function: amino acid transmembrane transporter activity. Gene Ontology annotation, biological process: amino acid transmembrane transport. Bases 236 to 1633 code for a protein of 465 amino acids. Gene Ontology annotation, cellular component: vacuolar membrane.